This is a messenger RNA of Williopsis jadinii, 1882 nucleotides long. RefSeq lists its product as uncharacterized. The record is from RefSeq and is a predicted model, not a curated record. The annotation marks the transcript as partial. Lineage: Eukaryota; Fungi; Ascomycota; Saccharomycetes; Phaffomycetales; Wickerhamomycetaceae. The transcript has a single exon.
GAUGAGCACUAAUAAUUGGUGCUUGGUAGAUGAUGGAACUUUGGAUAUUCCUGAAGAUGCCAGAAAAUUCAACAGGCUAACAGAGAAGGGCCUGGACUUGCCCUUCAACAUUAUGAAACAAGUUCUUCCUGCACCAAAAAGGCUACCACUGAAUCUUAUUGUCAGUGUAACCCUAUGUAACACCACGCCCACGUCCAAUGAAGAGUACGACAGGGACAUCAAGCACUGCUUACGCCUGAUACUUGCCCACUUAGAACCACAGGAUAGAUUUGGACUUGUGGUUCUAGGUAGAUCAGGCGAAAGAGAGCCUGUUCCUGCAGCUUCUACUUUCUACGGCAUGACUUCUUCUUCGUGGAGUGGUUGGGAAGAAAUCAUUGAAGACCUGGAGAGUUAUGCCUCUGGAACACGUUGCGAGAUGUCUAGCGUUGUGAGGAGUUUGAAGAAGCUGUGUAUUGUGGUUCCAGAACUGUGUGAUGAAGGUGUCAUAAAGAAGCUUGUUCUCAUACGAUGUGCUGAUGCCCUUGAUGUUUUUACUCCUGAUGACUUCCAGUGGAUCAUGGAUAAAGGUUUUAGUCUCUGUGACUGUCUUGUCUCUGAGCACUACGAUGAGACGACGGAUUCUUUGGUUCAACUGAUACACAAUGAACACCGCUACCAGUACCAACUGGCCAGGUACCGAGAUUUCAGCCAAUUCCACUCCAAGGUCACCAACAUGGUUGAACAUUUCCAAAAGGUCUAUACCAGCGAUUUCCAAUUGACAAUGGAGAUCGAAGAGUCAUCACCAUUUGCAUUUGCACAAGUUGAAAGCCAUGGAGAUAUGUGCACGCCACAGGAUCCACACCAUUUAACUAUAAGCUUAAAGGACCUGGAAGAUGGGUAUUACCAUAAUUCCAGAUUCGACAUCGCCAUUGACACUAAGAAACUGUGUGAAUCGUAUCCAUUGGUGAAGAACGCCUACCAUGAUGUAUCCAUCUUGAAAUGGCAGUACAAAUGGAGAGGUAAAACGGUUACUAAAGAGCUCAGUGUCACGCUCGGGAUCAGUAAUGCUGAUAACACGAGCUCCACCUCGCCUGUGGAUAGAAGCUUCACCGGCACUAGAAGCUCGAGUUAUAUGGAUAUUCCUCUUCUGCCACCUUUGUCCAGUUUCAAAGACUCAUUGUACAUCAAAAAGCAGGUUGAAUUGUUAGUCAUCGAGACGCUUACACAGAACAACAUGAGCGUUCACGAACUGAUUUCCAUGAUCUUUGGGCUGAUACGGGGCUGCUCAACCAACCAUGUAAUGUUCUUCAAACAUUCGAGAUUCAACAAGUUCAAGAACUUUAGCAUGUAUAUGGAUCAACUUCUCAGCCAACUAGGCGCAAUUGAAGACGAGACUUCUAGGAAAGACAUCUUAUACAGUUUGAAAUUUCGGGAGGAGGUAUAGCUUCUUAAUAUGUACACCUAAUGAAAACAGUUGAUUGGUUUAGCUGACUGACGUAGGCUUGCGAGAUCAAGCAGCUGUGGCUUCAGGGUCCUUCUUCUUCUUCUUCUUCUCCUCAACUUGCUCCACUUUGAUGUCAUUGAGCCCCUUUUCCUUCAACAAGGACGUGAUGUAUGCUUCAACCUGAUCACCAACGUCACCUUGAACAACAAUCUCCUCCUUCUUAUCUGCGCCCUUUGUGACAGAGCAGCCAGUAGCAAACUUCGAAGCAAACGUCUUUGCCAGCUUCUUCAUGUCAAUAUCAAACACCUCCAAACCUGAGAUGGCGAUGGCAUGUUUUCUCUUGGUUCUCUCGAUUCUCUUCAACGUCACUUUGGACUCCAACUUCUUCUUCAACUCCCUCUCCUGCUUGGCCUCUUCCUUGGCCUGUUUCUUCUGUAAGUCCUUCUCAAUCUUCUCCUG